Molecule: messenger RNA, 288 nt
Organism: Protopolystoma xenopodis
Lineage: Eukaryota; Metazoa; Platyhelminthes; Monogenea; Polystomatidea; Polystomatidae
Source: the annotation of a GenBank genome assembly
AUGGUUCCGGAAUUGACUAAUCUGGAGCGGUUUGCCAGAAUUAGAUUUUGUGGGAUGUCCAAUGUCCCAGAUAUCCUGUUCAGCCUGGAUUGUGAACGCGCGCUCCUGCUUGACCGACAGUUCGGACUCGGCGCCAAGGGGCUGGACUCGCCGAGACAUGCUGGGACCUUUGUGAACCGACGGAAUGGAAAAAUGACAUGGCGGGCUUGGUUGAUGCGAGAACGGGAGGAGAUUGAUCGAUUUGGGCAAAUCAAAAGAUUCCGGCCCAACUCGAUCAUUCGCGUCUGA